Messenger RNA from Rattus norvegicus (Norway rat), 4248 nucleotides. It is a transcript of the gene Cybb, whose product is annotated as cytochrome b-245 beta chain. Gene Ontology annotation, biological process: inflammatory response; superoxide metabolic process; respiratory burst. NCBI's taxonomy places the organism in Eukaryota, Metazoa, Chordata, Mammalia, Rodentia, Muridae. Gene Ontology annotation, cellular component: NADPH oxidase complex; plasma membrane; phagocytic vesicle. Bases 54 to 1766 code for a protein of 570 amino acids. The record is from RefSeq and is marked validated. Gene Ontology annotation, molecular function: superoxide-generating NAD(P)H oxidase activity; oxidoreductase activity; electron transfer activity. The transcript is spliced from 13 exons.
AAGCAGCACAGUAGAGAAGAGAGGCAGAGGCAGCACAGUUAACCUCUGCGAACAUGGGGAACUGGGCUGUGAAUGAGGGACUCUCCAUCUUUGUCAUUCUGGUGUGGUUGGGGCUGAAUGUCUUCCUCUUUGUCAAGUAUUACAAGGUUUAUGACGAUGAGCCUAAAUAUAAUUACACUCGAAAACUUCUUGGGUCAGCACUGGCUCUGGCCCGGGCACCUGCAGCCUGCCUGAAUUUCAACUGCAUGCUGAUCUUGCUGCCAGUGUGUCGGAAUCUCCUCUCCUUCCUCAGGGGUUCCAGUGCGUGUUGCUCAACCAGAAUUCGAAGACAACUGGACAGGAACCUUACUUUCCAUAAGAUGGUAGCUUGGAUGAUAGCACUUCACACGGCCAUUCACACCAUUGCACAUCUGUUCAACGUGGAGUGGUGUGUGAAUGCCAGAGUCGGGACUUCGGACCCAUAUUCAGUAGCACUCUCUAACAUUGGAGACAAAGAAAAUGAAGAGUAUCUCAAUUUUGCUAGAGAAAAAAUCAAGAACCCUGAAGGGGGCCUGUAUGUGGCUGUGACUCGGUUGGCUGGCAUCACAGGAAUUGUCAUCACACUGUGUCUUAUAUUGAUCAUCACAUCCUCCACCAAAACCAUUCGGAGGUCUUACUUUGAAGUGUUCUGGUAUACACACCAUCUCUUUGUGAUCUUCUUCAUCGGCCUUGCCAUCCAUGGAGCUGAACGAAUUGUACGUGGACAGACUUCGGACAGUUUGAAAGAGCAUAAUUUAGAUGUUUGUGCAGACAAAAUCAAAGAAUGGGGAAAAAUAAAGGAGUGCCCAGUACCAAAGUUUGCCGGAAACCCUCCUAUGACUUGGAAAUGGAUAGUGGGUCCCAUGUUCCUGUACCUUUGCGAGAGGUUGGUCCGGUUUUGGCGUUCUCAACAGAAGGUGGUCAUCACUAAGGUGGUCACGCACCCUUUCAAAACCAUCGAGCUUCAGAUGAAGAAGAAGGGAUUCAAGAUGGAGGUGGGACAGUACAUUUUUGUCAAGUGUCCCCAGGUAUCCAAGCUAGAGUGGCACCCAUUCACACUGACCUCUGCUCCUGAGGAAGACUUUUUUAGCAUCCAUAUCCGUAUUGUGGGAGACUGGACUGAGGGGCUAUUCAAUGCUUGUGGCUGUGAUAAGCAGGAGUUCCAAGAUGCCUGGAAACUACCUAAGAUAGCAGUUGAUGGGCCCUUUGGUACAGCCAGUGAAGAUGUGUUCAGCUAUGAGGUGGUGAUGUUAGUGGGAGCUGGGAUUGGAGUCACGCCCUUUGCCUCCAUUCUCAAGUCUGUCUGGUACAAAUAUUGUGACAAUGCCACCAGUCUGAGACUCAAAAAGAUCUACUUCUACUGGCUGUGCAGGGACACGCAUGCUUUUGAGUGGUUCGCAGACCUGCUGCAGCUCCUGGAGACCCAGAUGCAAGAAAGAAACAAUGCCAACUUCCUCAGCUACAACAUCUACCUUACUGGCUGGGAUGAAUCUCAGGCCAAUCACUUUGCUGUGCACCACGAUGAGGAGAAAGAUGUGAUUACAGGCCUAAAACAGAAGACUCUGUAUGGACGGCCCAACUGGGAUAACGAGUUCAAGACCAUUGCAAGUCAACACCCCAACACCAGAAUAGGAGUUUUUCUGUGUGGCCCCGAAGCCUUGGCUAAAACUCUCAGUAAACAGAGCAUCUCCAACUCUGAGUCCGGCCCACGUGGAGUCCACUUCAUCUUCAACAAGGAAAACUUCUAACUCAGCUCUUUCCCAAGGAAACCAGCGUAUGCAGCCAAAUGCCCUGAUAUUGCCGGUUGAUUGUGGGAGAGGAGGAGGAAAGGAAACUGUACUCGCACAGGCCCCCUAAAAAGAAUUCCAAAGAUUGUUCGCUAGUCAUAGGUCAUCUUUACACGGAGCGUCAUGGUUUCAGAGCGCCUUUUACAAACAUUGUUAUGUUGCAUUGUUUCAUAUUUCCCUCUGCCAUGCGAGAAGAGGGUAAGGCAAAAGCAUUUUCCGGGACUUGUUCUAAGAUAAAUAAUAGGAACACAAAUGAGUUCAACACCUUCUUCCUUUCAAUUCAGAAGCUGAAACCAGAUCUAAGCCAUCUGACUCUGGGUAUGGCCAUUUUUUUCACAUUUAAUACCAAGUUAUCUCAAGAGUCAGUUCUUAUACUCUCCCCGAGCAAAUCAAAGAGUAGCUUAUCUUUCUUCAUUUUUUUUGUUUCAUCUUUAACCUUAGCAUCAUGCUAAAGGAGACUUUUUUUUAAUAGGAGAUAGUGACACUGACAGUGACUUAAUACUUACUAAUGACAGUAUUGAUACAAGUAUUUUCCAGUUUACCAGCACAACAGCGUAACUGGGUCAGAGACUAUUCCUACUAAGGAAUAUUAGACUGAUUGGAGGCAGGAGGGUUGAAUUUAGAGACCUAUCCUCCUAUGAUGAUGCUGGCUAACACUUCUCGUCUACUCUGUAAGCUGGAAAAGAAAAACAUUCAUUUACUAACUGGUCUGCUCCAGCCAACCCUUGUGAAUUUUGAACUGAAUUCUAGCAAAUGUAUACCUGAUAAUACGUAACCUGCUUAGAAUGCAUUUCUCCUUUGGCUUAAAUUCCUACACAAAUAGAUCUUAUGUGUAUAGACAAUGAUGUUUUUUAUUACAGCAUUUUCAUCACCACUGGAAUCAGUAUCACAAUCAUCCUGAAAUAUAAGUCCUAGAAACUGUAAUCCCCAAAUAACUGGGUACAUAGUAAAAUCACACCCAAUAUUUUAUGGGUAUUCAGAAGUGAAGGACAGAGUCUAGAUCACUGCUAGAGUAGUCAGAUGUGAAAAGCAUCCCUCAGGGGCUGGGGAUUUAGCUCAGUGGUAGAGCGCUUACCUAGGAAGCGCAAGGCCCUGGGUUCGGUCCCCAGCUCCGAAAAAAAGAUCCAAAAAAAAAAAAAAGAAAAGCAUCCCUCCUCCCAUUUCUGGGGACUAAAAGCAUUUCUGUUACCCCACCACUAGGGAUACAAAUGACUCUUCAGCUUUAGUAAUGAGGAAGGAAGAGUAGAGAGAGGGCAGAGGCCUUGUUGGAGAGAAAGCAUGGAGAUAACAGGAGACAAAGGAAAGCACAACACUCAAAAGGAAAAAGGCGGGGGAAAGGAUCUCACAGUGUUGGCAUUCACCCUCUAUUUUUCUUUGGUAUGUACCACAUGUAACUGAAGGAUGCAUGCACUCAUCUUGUUUUGACUUCAUGUAGUAUUGCAUAGUUUCAAUGCUGGUCACAAAUUUUGCUAUUGUAGGGGCAUUUUUGAAGGGACUAGAUGAAGUGUGAGCCCAGAUUCUCCUUAUAUUCCUGCUAUACCCUUGUUCUCUUACCAUCCUUAGAGCACUGAAGGCUGGUUCUGGCAAAUAAGGCCUUCCUAGAAAUGCAUAUGCACCACAAGGAUUGUUGCCCUUGGAGAAAGGUCCAGCCCCUUUGUGUUGUGCCCCAGGCAUUAGUUCAUUCAUUCUUUCAGUCACAAGGAAUCUGAAAAUACCUUUCUAACAAAGAUGGUAAUGAGUCUGUUUGUUGUUCCAAGAAUGUUUCUCCAGUUUUCUGGGGUUUUUUUUCUUCCUUUUUUCUUUAUUAUUCUCACACACAAUAGAUCCAGACUGCAGCCUCCCUCCUCCCUCUCUCUAAGCCCUACCUCUGCACCUCCUCUUCCCCAGGUCCAUUGUUCCUCUGUUUCCCUUAAAAAAAAAAAAGAGCAGGCCUCCCAGGGAUAUCAGCUGAACACAGCAUAACAAGAUGCAAUAAGAACAGGCACAAACCCUCUUAUCAAGUCUGGAUGAGGCAACCCAGUAGGAGGAAAAGGAUCCCAUAAGCAGGCAAUAGUUGAUAUCAACAUAGUUCCCAAAAUAGAGAUCUACACUGAGUUAUUCUGGUUAUGAGAUGGAAAAUGAGUGCAGUGCGCAUGUGCUUCUUGUUUGAGAACUUCCUUCUUUUUCCUCCCAAGUUCCUGGCUCCCAGCCACCAGCUGCCAGCACAACUCUCUCCACAGUUAGUUCUUAGAAUUUAGUAACAGAUACUGAGAUCUGUCUUUAGUAACAAAUAUAAAAUGAGAAUAUAAGUCUAGAAACGAUUUUCCUGGGUUUUUCCGCUUUUGCAGUAUCAUGUUUAUGGAAUUUGAAUUCUUGCAGCCAUUGUAUAUGAAUAGUCUGGGGUAGAAGAUGAUCUGGAGACAAUUUUUAGAAAUAACUAUUAAAGCUUGCUUUGAUGCUGAAA